Molecule: messenger RNA, 2921 nt
Organism: Triplophysa rosa
Lineage: Eukaryota; Metazoa; Chordata; Actinopteri; Cypriniformes; Nemacheilidae
Gene: cndp1
Product: carnosine dipeptidase 1
Exons: 12
Coding region: 1061-2542 (493 amino acids)
Biological process (GO): proteolysis
Cellular component (GO): cytosol
Molecular function (GO): dipeptidase activity
Source: RefSeq, a predicted model, not a curated record
UCUGAUAUAUUGUUCACUGUACGCUAUAUUGGAGAAGCAUUUUGAAUGUUCUUGACGAGUGUAAGAAAACAUUUGUCAGGGCUCCACCUGCUGGCGAUCAUCGAGAAGAGAUUUCAGUGCUUCUGGGGUCAGUAAAACUUCAUCUCUCGGAGGAAUUCAUUCAAUCACACACAGAAGCGCUGAAGAAACACAUGCUGAGAAAACCUGAGGAGUUUAAAGAAGAGGAAAUCCUCUCUCGACAUGAAAUAAUUGUGCACUGAAGCUGUCAACAAAAUGAAAGAAACAUGUUUCUGUUGAUCCGGUAAUGAGACCCCCUGGGUUACACUAAAACACUUCUCUUCUUUAGCAUUGUGCUGUAUAUACUGUAGUUAAGCAUGACAACAUUCAUGUUUAUGACUUGUAUUUGUCAUAUUAUUAUUAACUGUGUUAUAUUAUUUGUUAACUGUGAGAUCAGCAGAUAUUCAGUACAUUACAUACUUUUUUAACCUUGUUUUACAGUCUUAUAAACUUACAGGUUCAAGAUUACAUGGUAAAUAAAACAUGUAGAACCAAAGCCGAUCUUCUUUGUACACAGUGACUUUUGUAGUUACUUUCAAUCUACUUCAAGUACACUUAAAAGAUAAAAAUGUCACCUAACAUAGUGGUAUACUUAAAAGGCAAAAAUAAUACACUUCAAAAGAUUCCAGGGGACUUCUAGUACAGCAAAGGUAAAAAGCUUUUAUUCUCAUCAAAAUAACAGUUUUUACCAUUUUUAUUUGUUGAAAUGUUUUGUUUGAAAACAAUCAAAUCUUUGAGUCGUGUUGUUGUGUUUUUAAGCUCCGUUUACAUGAAAACUUGUCUUUAGGUUUUGUAGAUGUUUGAUCUUUGUUCCUCAGCUGAUCUCAGCGUGAAGGUUUCUCUCCUCUUUGAUUUAAGGAUUUACAAGAACUCAGUCUGACAGCUGUAAGCAGUUUUUUUUUCAGUGACCUUAUCUCAACAGGAGUUCCCUGUCAUGGAAACUAUUUAACAUCACCUCAUACAGACACAGACACAGUUUCACAGGAGCGGACGGCGUCUUGACAUGAUGAUCGGCUUUAGUUUUGUGUUUGUGUUCCUGAUGUGGACGGGAGUCGGUGCUAUCAGAUUUGAUCAUUUGACUCAUUACGUCAACAGCCACGAAGAAGAGUUUGUGGAGACGUUGAGAAAGUGGGUCGCGGUUGAAAGUGACUCGAGUGACAUAUCAAAGCGAUCAGAUUUACACAAAAUGAUGGAUCUGACAGCAGAGAAGCUCCGUGUCAUCGGUGGAAGUGUGGCGAUGGUGGACGUGGGCAUGCAGGCGCUGGCCAAUGGAAGCACCAUAGAUCUGCCCAAGGUGGUGACGGCUCAGUUCGGCAAUGAUCCUAACAAACACACUGUUUGUAUUUAUGGUCAUGUGGAUGUCCAGCCAGCAAAGAAAGAGGACGGAUGGGCAACUGAUCCCUAUCAACUGACAGAUAUUAACGGUAAUCUGUAUGGAAGAGGUGCGUCUGAUAACAAAGCGCCGGUGUUGGCCUGGAUUCACACGGUGGAGGUCUACAGAGCCCUUAACAUCGAGCUGCCUGUGAAUGUUAAGUUUCUCAUCGAGGGCAUGGAGGAGACGGGGUCUGAUGGUUUAGAUGCCAUGAUCAUGGCUCAGAGAGACACAUUCUUCACAGAUGUGGAUUACAUCAUCAUCUCUGACUGCGGCUGGUUGAGCAGAAGACCCGCGCUGACAUACGGGACUCGAGGAAACUGUUAUUUCUUCGCUGAGGUGUCAGGACCGAAGAAGGAUUUACACUCGGGUGUUUAUGGAGGCACUGUUGUAGAACCCAUGACGGAUCUGAUCGGCAUUAUGGACAAACUCAUCAGUCCCAGCGGAGAGAUCCUGAUCCCGGGCAUCCGUGAAGCAGUCGCGGCUCUCUCAGACGAGGAGUGGAAGAUUUAUCAAGACAUCGAGUUUGACGUGCAGCGCUACAAAGAAGACAUCGGCAUCGGCGAGCUCAUGUACAACAACAAGGUUGACCUGCUCGCCCACCGCUGGCGUCACCCAACUGUGUCCAUCCACGGCAUCGAGGGGGCUUUCUCUGCACCCGGGACCAAAACCGUCAUACCGGCCAAAGUCACCGCCAAGUUCUCUAUUCGCCAGGUGCCCAACAUGGAUCCAGCCGUGGUUGAAAAACAGGUGACAGAUUAUCUGAACGCUGCGUUCUCCAAGAGAAAGAGCCCCAAUAAACUCAACGUGACCAUGGUGAUUGGAGCCAAGCCUUGGUUAGCUGAUGUCAAUAACCCGCUGUACGAAGCCGGAAGAGCAGCAGUCAAAAGAGUUUUUGACGUGGAGCCGGACAUGAUUCGUGAGGGAGGAACUAUUCCCAUUGCUAAAAGCUUUGAGGAUGUGACGGGCAAGAGCAUCCUAAUGCUUCCCAUCGGUGGUUUCGACGAUGGACUGCACUCCCAGAAUGAGAAGAUAAGCAGAUACAACUACAUAGAGGGAACCAAGCUGUUCAUUUCCUUCUUACAUGAGGUGUCCCAGAUCAAGAAGCGCUGAUCGCAUGAUGUCAUAUGUGUAGAGUUUGGUUCCAAAAUGAGAUAGCAACGUUUUUAAAAAUGUUCAAAAAUCACGUUUUAUUAUUGUGCAUUCUAACGAAUAUCACUCCAACUGCACUUGCCAUAAUAACUCAAAAAAUACAGCUAACUAACACAAUAAAAACAUGAUAACAUAAUAAAAAAAAAUGAUUUUUGAACGAUUUUAAAAACAGAGUUUUUCACUCUUCAAGUGUUCUAAAAACAAAUACUUGUGUGUCUGAUCUCCAGUUGUCACAUACUGAAUCAUCAUGACCGGUUGGAUGACAGAUUAACACACAUACAGUCUGUUAUGUCAUCUAAUUAAACGUUAUUGCAAUGCAAACGCAGUGGUUUUAUUUGUG